AUGACGACACCGCCGGACUUCAUUGACAAGUUGUGGAGGGAGGCAGUCGCAGAGGGCGUGCAACCUCUAGACAGGUUCCCUCAGAGUGGGUGGAAGGAUUUAACGAUGAACUUCUGCGUGUUUAUUCCCGAGGAUCCAGCACGCCUUUCAACAGACUCUCCUCGGAUAUUACGAAAAGAGUACCCCGAGUUGUCCUACUGGGCCUUCCUGAGACUCGAGGCAAGCCAUCAAGGAUUCUGUCCCUGUGCUCAAGACAUACAGAUGGCUACGAUGAAUUUCUUUGUAGGUGCUUGCCGCGUCAUAUCAUCUGUUCGUAUUGCUGCAGAAGACACCGACAAAAACCCCUUUAUAAUUGUCAAGAAGACUCGCCUUGUUAUGACCUUAAAGGACUUGAAAGGAAUGGUUGCGAAGAUUACAAAUGACAAGCUGUCGCUAUUGAUGUGGAGCACCAUUCUUUGUCGAGUUAUCGGGGGUUUACAUCUCUUAUUCAGCUGGCGCGACUUUAACGUCUUCAUCCUCAACGCGUUUGAUACGGGAAAGGCCGCCAAACUUCUGGGAAUCCCGGGGGGCUUUUCGUUGCGCAAUGUUCUCCAAGUAGAAUUCAGAGUGCAAAAGGAUGUGGCCAUGAGCAAAUGCGACUGGUCCCAAAGGCCCCUGACGCAGAGGAUGAAGACUUACGCGGUGCAAGACGUUCGCUACUUGCUGCCUCUGUAUUACACCUACGCCCGCCGAAUCUCCAAGUGA
Eimeria acervulina is the source of this 744-nucleotide messenger RNA. RefSeq lists its product as hypothetical. Gene Ontology annotation, molecular function: nucleic acid binding; 3'-5'-RNA exonuclease activity. Gene Ontology annotation, cellular component: nucleolus; nuclear exosome (RNase complex). The record is from RefSeq and is a predicted model, not a curated record. Gene Ontology annotation, biological process: nuclear polyadenylation-dependent rRNA catabolic process; poly(A)-dependent snoRNA 3'-end processing; TRAMP-dependent tRNA surveillance pathway. The transcript has 5 exons. The coding region runs from base 1 to 744 and encodes 247 amino acids. Lineage: Eukaryota; Apicomplexa; Conoidasida; Eucoccidiorida; Eimeriidae.